Molecule: messenger RNA, 8029 nt
Organism: Chilo suppressalis (striped riceborer)
Lineage: Eukaryota; Metazoa; Arthropoda; Insecta; Lepidoptera; Crambidae
Source: the annotation of a GenBank genome assembly
AUAAUUGACGCAAAAUAACAUCUUACAAUACCAAUAAAAUUAACACAGCUGGUAAGAAACAAAGAGCAGAAUCUAUUUCACACACGCUAUAUAUCAUUUUCUAUUGUUUCAACAAGUACCCGAUGAGGCUAUAAAAGCGAUAGGUGAGCCGGUGAUACUUUGUCAGACGUGAAAAUGUGGAAGUUUGUACUUAUAGUGGGCAUCACUGCCGGCAUGUUCCUGAGUGUGACCUAUGCAGGUUCAAACGAGGCCAUAUCUGAUGAGAGUUCCGAGAGUUCCGAGGAUGAUUCAGCCGAGGAUAACGAUAAUUAUGAAGACGGCAAUAAUGAUACAGAAUGCUCUUGUAAAAAAAACUGUCCCGAAGGCGAAGAGUACUCAGACUGUCCUCAAGCAAUAUGUGGUCCUAUAACAUGUGAUGAAACAGGUUUCCCGAAGACCAUCUGUGGCGAUAAGGCUAUAUGUGAGCCAGGGUGCCUUUGUAAAGAUGGCAAACUCAGAAAUAAAGACGGAGAAUGUGUUUCACCAGACCAAUGCCCGUCUUGCGGCGGUGACAAGAAUGCAAUGUUGGGAUGCGGCACCAAUUGUAAAAAGAAGUGUUCAGAUUUAGUCAAUCCUAAUCGUGUAUGCGGUAUAGGUUGUCAAUUAAAUGGAUGCAACUGCAAGAACGGGUUUUACUAUGACAGCAAUUUAAAGAAAUGUGUUAAACCAGAAGAGUGCACCUCUACAUGUCCAAAAGGCGAAGUAUACUCAGCUUGCCCAGCUGCAAUAUGCGGCCCUCUAACAUGUGCUGAAGCUGGUUAUCCAAAAAAGAGCUGUGGCAAUAGCUCCCCCUGCUCGAGCAACGCAAGUUGCAUAUGCCAAGACUCCUAUCUAAGAAAUUCGACUGGAAAAUGCAUUCCUUCAAAUCAGUGUCCAUCAUGUGGAGGUGACGAGAAUGCAAUUCCUAGCAACCGUGGCAACUGUGGGCGCACUUGUGCUGAUGUAGGCAAGAAUGUGACGGCUUGCCCAGAAGUGUAUAUAAUAAAUGGAUGUGAAUGUAAACCAAACUACUACUAUGAUACCAAAAUCAAAAAAUGCGUCACAGCAGAGAAAUGCAUUCCAUCCUGCCCGGCCGGUGAAGAAUACUUAGAUUGUCCGGAGGCAUCCUGUAAACCCUUGACAUGUGAUGAAGUUGGUUAUCCAAAAUCCAAUUGUGGAAAUAGUUCUUUACAUUCAUGCAAACCUAGAUGCGUUUGCAAAUAUGGUAACGUGAAGAAUAAGGCAGGAAAAUGUGUAUCUCGAAAAGAAUGCCCGAGUUGUGGCGGUGACAUAAACGCAGAACCUGGAUGCGCUACAAAUUGCGGAAAGAAGUGCUCUGACGUGGUCAUCCCGAAACUUAUGUGUCCUAAAAUUUGUUUUAACAACGGAUGUGAUUGUAAGAAGGGUUAUUACUACAACGGUGUCUCCAAAAAGUGCGUUAAAGCGGAAGAUUGUCCAUCAUCAUCCGUAUGUCCAAAACCUAAUGAAGUCUACGCAAGUUGCCCAUCUCCGGGCCCCGGACAAUUAUGUACUGAUUAUUUGAAAAACUCAACUUGUCCCAGUGACAAUAGUGGGAACAAUACAACUGUUUGUCAUCCAGCAUGCAUAUGCAAGAAAGACACUUACCGAAAUAAGAAAGGCAAUUGUGUUAGUGGUAGUCAAUGUAAAGAUGAUGCCUGCCCAGACGGCGAAGAAUAUUCUGAAUGUCCUGACGCAUCCUGCAGUCCUUUGACUUGUGACAAGGCAGGCUUCCCAAAUCCUAAUUGUGGGAACAGCUCUUCGUGUCCUGGCAAACCUGGGUGCAUUUGCAAAGACGGAAAACUUAGGAACAAGGAUGGAAAAUGCGUAGAUUCAAACGAAUGCCCAUCUUGCGGAGGUGACGAAAAUGCGGUACUUGGUUGCGGUAAUCAUUGUGGACGUACAUGUGCUGACCUACGCAGCAAUGUCACCCGGAUCUGUCCACUUUAUUGCAUACUGAAUGCCUGCAGUUGUAGACCAAACUAUUACUAUGAUGGUAAUACCAAAAAAUGCGUUAAGCCUGAACAGUGCUCUUCAACUUGUCCUGUUGGAGAGGUUUACAAGGAGUGCCCUCCAGUCGAGUGUGAUGCAGAUUAUUGUCCGCGGAGCAGCGACUCGCCUCUAAAAUGUCCGAUUCCGAAAAAAUGUGCAAAAGGAAGAUGCGUCUGUGGCCCUAACAAAAAACGUGACCGCAAGACUGGCAAAUGCAUACCCGUCGCAAAGUGUCCUCCUUUCCUAUGUAGCAAACCGAAUGAAGUUUACGACAAGUGCCCACAGGAAUCCCAGUGCCCCCGAGAAACAUGCGACGAUUAUUUGGAGAACUCGCCUUGCGCUAAACACCGCUUGGGCAUCUCUGUACCUUGCAAGCCAGCAUGUAAAUGCAAGAAAGGCUACUACAAAGAUAGCAAAGGAAAUUGUGUCACUCCUCAAAAGUGCGAAGAGCUUGCCUGCAAACCAAACGAAGUAUUUUCAAACUGCUCUAAUGCAAUAUGUCGUGCGCAAGAUUGCAAGGAUAAAGGGAAGCCCGUGCCUUGCCCGGAUUUGAAGCCGGGAGCUUGCAUCCGCAGUUGUGUCUGUCGUGAGAAUUAUUUGAAGAAGAACGGUGUAUGCGUACCACAGGAUCAGUGUGUAGACACUCCAACUUGUCCUGUUGGAGAGGUGUACAAGGAGUGCCCUCCAGUCAAGUGUGAUGCAGAUUAUUGUCCGCAGAGCAGAGACUCGCCUCAGAAAUGUCCGAUUCCGAAAAACUGUGAAAAAGGAAGAUGCGUCUGUGGCCCUAACAAAAAACGUGACCGCAAGACAGGCAAAUGCAUACCCGUCGCAAAGUGUCCUCCUUUCCCAUGUAGCAAACCGAAUGAAGUUUACGACAAGUGCCCACAGGAAUCCCAGUGCCCCCGAGAAACAUGCGACGAUUAUUUGGAGAACUCGCCUUGCGCUAAACACCGCUUGGGCAUCUCUGUACCUUGCAAGCCAGCAUGUAAAUGCAAGAAAGGCUAUUAUAAAGAUAGCAAAGGAAAUUGUGUCACUCCUCAAAAGUGCGAAGAGCUUGCCUGCAAACCAAACGAAGUAUUUUCCAGCUGCUCUAAUGCAAUAUGUCGUGCGCAAGAUUGCAAGGAUAAAGGGAAGCCCGUGCCUUGUCCGAAGUUGAAGCCGGGAGCUUGCAUCCCUGGUUGUGUCUGUCGUGAGAAUUAUUUGAAGAAGAACGGUGAAUGCGUACCAGAGGAUCAGUGUGUAGACAAUGAAAAGGAAUGCGGUUGUGGUCAAAAACCACAACAACCUUCAAAUAACACCUGUGGUAAUGUGGAAAACCUAAAACUGGCUCUCACACAUGGAAGCAACAUGUUUACUAUAAAUUUCUUAUACCAACAAGUAAAAGCAAACCCUGGAAAAAGUGUUAUCUCAUCACCGACUUCAGCUUUGCCUUGUUUGGCAAUAUUAGCUUUAAAGGCUGAUGGACCGACGUUUACAGAAAUAGCGAAAGUUAUGAACCUAACGACUAAGGAACAGAUUCGUUGCGUCUUUAAAUCAUUUCUAGAUUCGUUCCAGACAGCUGAAGGCACACAACUUGAUCUUGCCAACAAAAUUUAUGUAUCAGAAAAUUAUAAACUAAACAGUUCUUUCGAACAAGAUACUAAGAAUAUAAUCAAUGCUGAAGUAGAGAGUGCCAAUUUCAGUGAACCUGUUAAAGCUGCUGCUAACGCAAACAAAUGGGUUUCAGAUCAAACUAAAGGCAAAAUCAAGGACCUCAUAUCACCUAGUAUGUUAGAUUCAUUGACAAGGUUAAUACUACUAAGUGCCUGUUACUUCAAGGGAACGUGGAAGACUAAAUUUAAUCCUAAUAAUACGAAGUCAACAGACUUUUAUGUUAAUCCAAGCAAGACCAUAAAAGUUGACAUGAUGCAGCUAAAAACAAAAAUGAAAUAUUCUAACAACAAAGAUCUAGAUGCCCAGCUUAUUGAAUUACCUUAUAUGGAUUUAAACGUCACUCUUUUGGUAGUUGUUCCCAAUCAAAAGUUUAGUUCAUCGGAUCUAUUAGUUAAAAUGCAAGACCCAACAAUUCUCAAUACUGCCAUGAAUAACUUAUAUGAAGAAACCGUCACUUUAUAUUUGCCAAAAAUAGACGUGUCCUCAAGUACCGAUCUGAAAGAAAUAUUGAAAUCAAUAGGAGUAAAAACUAUUUUCGAUGAUAGCGCCGCCGAACUAAGGGGACUGAUUGUACCAGACGAAGACUUGUACGUAUCAAAAGCUGUACAGAAAGCUACUAUCACGAUCAAUGAAGAGGGCUCAGUAGCUGCCGCAGCGAAUGCAUUCAUAGUGUCCACUAGAACGGCUUCCGUGCGGCCUCAGAUGCAAUACGUCGUGAAGGCAGAUCAUCCAUACCUUUAUUGUAUAAAAAUCAGAAAAAUUCUACUUUUCUGCGGAGUUUUCACUGGAUGAGAUUCACUAAAUAAUCCAUCGUUUCUUGGAGAAAUUUUUGAAAUAAAGUGUUGCACUGACUAAUUGUGUUUUAUUUAUCAUUAAAGUCUUUCCAAACAUACUUAUACACCGUGAAUUUUGAGUUACCAGAGACAAAGAUUUAGAUUAUAUUUCCUCAAAAAAAAAUGUUUUUUUUUAAAUGUAAGUUUAUUUAUAUAGAAAUUCAUAACAUCUAAGACUAGAGUGCAAAUGCUCGUAUUCAUCACACAAUCAUGUGCCCCCACCGGGAUUCGGACCGAGAACCUCUCGAGUAAGCGACACCUUGAAACCCGGCGCACAAACCACUCGGCCAUGAAGGUCGUCAUUACUAUACAGGGUGGUCCAAUUAGUGACGUCAACAAUUUGUUUUUAGAUUCUUCGCAUCUGGGUGUAUCCGAAAAUAUAUGUUAUAUGUUCCGCGAUUUUUCUUAGUUUUCGAGUUAUAAUUUUUUUUGUGUAUUUUUAAUGAUUUCUGCCAGCGAAGUUACAAAAAUUCAUAUCUUUUUUCGUAGUAAGUAUUUUGCAGUCUUUUGUUUGUGACAUAAUUGUUUUGAAUGUUGUUUUAAUAAAAAAAAUAACUCAGCUUCCUGAAAUUACUUAAAGUUACUCAAAAAAGGCUUGAAAGUUGGAAAUUUAGUUUGUAGUAGGAUUUACUCAAACAUUCAACUUCAAUUUAAAAACACAAAAAGGAGUUUCUAUAGCUUCUGGCUACAAUUAAAAACUCUGCAUGCUUCUAAAAUACCAAAAACAUAAAAAAUGUACUUAUUCAGCCUAUUUUUGUUGUAACUGGCCUUCGAAGGCGGAUAGGCGUAAAAUCAUUGAAACACGAUUAAAACAUUAAAAAAUAUUUUAUCUACUUUUUAUCAUUGUUAUGGUAAAUUAAACUUCAAAAUGUAAUUUUAAAUUAAAUUUAAUUGAAAUUCCUGUACAAUAACUUUAGCAUGUGUAAUUUUACAAUAAUUUCGGUUUCACCACUAAGAUUUAAAAUGCGAACAAGAACUGAGACAAAAACUUAGGGGAGUUAGGGGAGCCCACGAUGCUAAAUGGGGAUUUACUCGAGCGUUGUGGAGACCUAUUGAAUUUUGAAGAUCAGAUGGUAGAAAGAAAAAAAGGUUAAAUGAUGCAUACCCUUUCACCGGUGGAAAAAGCAUCUAGAAGCUUUCAAAAAGUAAAAUAAAAUAGUCACACGGAAAUACUCGAGAGCGUCAGAUAUUGUUAUUGUAUAUGCCCCUUUUGUCUCUGAUGACGGAUGAAUGUUAAUCUGCCGGUUUGCAUGGUGGGACUAGCCGUAAGGAUGGAUUGAAAAUGGGGAAAAAUAAAAUUUACUCGAGCGCGUCAGAUAUUUGGAGGGGAUGUUAAGUGAGCCUAAACGAAGCUCAGAUCCAAAAGUCUGACGAUUCGGAAGCGACGCAAACUAAAGUCUGUCCAUUAUAUUAUUAUCUUUUUGACAGAUCGAUCAAUGUAAAAAUUGUGACAUCCUAUCACAUAACUCGUUCGAUUUAAAGCUAUGAUCGAUUUUAUGCUAAAAUAUUGUUUAGUCGAUUAUAAGUAUCGAAAUUAUUUUAAUUAUCAAAAAUACUGGUGUUUAAUAAAUUAUUACAAAAUUUCAUUAGAUUUAUUAUUUUAUCUAGUACAAAUGUUUGUAUGAUGAGCACGAGUAUUUGUUCUGUGUUUGGGUGUGAUUUAUCUAUGUUUAAAUAUAUAACAAAAAAAGCAGUAUACUUUUUAUAUGUUUGUUUAUCCUAAUACUCUGUACAAUUACAUUUAUUGAUUAUAAUAAUUUCAUUUAAAAAAAAGGUUUAUAAAAAAUUAUAUCUUUCGACUUUUUACGUUUAAAUAUUUUUGAGUGUUGGCAACACCAUGUUGUGGUGGUGUAUUGCGCCAUUUUGAAGUCACUUGUUCACUGAUCUUGCGGCAGUAGCAACGUAAUUCUUCUUUUUCAACAUUUUAUUAAAUGUUAAGUUGAGUAGUCUUUUAGAGACUAUUAACCUCCUUUUCAUACUUUUUUUAUUACGCGUUUAAAGUGACGUUUUAUUGUAAAAUAAUUUUGUUCUUUUUUUCUCUGUCAAUAAAAAUCGUUUGGAAAUUUUGCCUACGUAUUUUUCUCUCGUGAAAUAUUUAAUUAUUUUCACAAGUCAUAUAGUGUUGAUUUGUUACUUUGUAUUGAGCAAACUGUUCAUCGGUAAGCUCUAUAUAUGUGCUGUACUCACUCUGUAAUCGUUUAUUUCUACCGAUUAUUUGUAAUCUGUGACAUAAUCUUAGUAAUCAUUAUGUGUGGCACAUCACUAAGUGGGCGGUACCCGUCCAUGAAGUACAAUAUUAUUUGUAUGACAUUUUAACGUUAACAAUACGAAAUUUCAUGGAACUCGAUUUGUCAAAAAGAUUAUAAUAGAAUGGACAAACUAUAGUGAAGACUUUUUGAAAAUGCAAAAAAAAAUCGCCUUCGCGUCAGAUUUUCAUACAGGCGGUUCAGCUUGAUGCCCUGGUUAUGCUGAUCCAUAAUCUGACGAAUAUUCGGAGGGAUUUCCUUAAUCUGACAGUUUAAAGAAAUGUUUCUUCGUCAUUGUUUUCCAAUCAUUGAAUGUGAUAAAUAACAUUCAUAAAGAAUAGCAUGCAAAUAUAAAUAAGCUGAAAAUUUAAUCAGGGUUAAAUUAGGCCAACAUACACUCAUUAAAAAAAAUCAGCUCAUUUGCUUCAGCGGUUCGUGCGAUAAUUUGGCGAAAAUUUUUAUUCACGUAUUUACAGACAUGUUUGAUUUAAAAAAAGAAGAUAAAUAUAAUAAAAUUACAUUAAAAAAAAGUGUUACAUUUCAGUCUCUGGUAAGCUUACAGAAGAUAAGGUGGAGUACUCUAGACUCGGACAAAAGUGAGUUUGAUGCCUAAGUCUGACAUUUGCAGAAAAUUAAUAAUAAUAAAUAAUAAUUGCUUUUUUAAUAUUCAUAAAUAGGUAACAAUGCAACAAAACAUUGUAUUUGUGUAUUGUAAACAAACCAGAGCGUUGUACAUAUAUUACCACGAGGUUCACGAGCGCUGUGAUCAGCUGUGAAAGCGUAAUGGUAGAUAGGAAGUGAUGUGGGGACGGUGCGAAAGAGUGGAAGAUAGAGAAAGAGCGAAAUAGAGAGAGGCGCGUAGUAUGAAAUACAUGCUUUGCUGCAGCUGCACGCGCAACACGUUAUUAACGAUUUUUGUUACUUCGCCUUGUCCAAAUCGGCAGAUUAUUAUAAAUUUUAUACUCUUUAUUGUAUCAUAUAGUUUAAAAGUCAAAUACAUAGUAAGUAAAGGUGGGCUUAUCUCUAAAAGAGAUCUCUUGCAGCCAACUUAGGUGGUGUCGGAGAUCAAAACUUAGCGGGAAACAGAAAGUGCAAUAAAAAUUAAACUAAAAAUAAUUUAUUACUACUGUUACAGGAUAUAGACAAUAAAUAAUAUAUUGUUUUAAACUUUCAUGGUCACUAACAUUAUAGUAAUAUAAGUUAUUUACGGGAUUGUUACCAUGUACCUUGUUUUUAUAAUAUCGGAAACUCGCUAAAAACAAGGUACAU